UCACGUUUUACUUUAUUAGGUGCAUUAAAUAAAUAUUUAAAAAUGACUAACAUAUCAGCCGAAGAUUUCUUAAAAGAAUUUAACACCUCUGGUUUACCUGCUGAAGCGUUGGAAGAAUUUAAACAAAUUGAAGAACUCUACACUAAAAAACUGUGGCACCAACUGACUGAAAGUCUCGUUCGAUUUGUAAAGUAUGAUUGCUUUAAACAGGGAACAAUGUUGCUUGAUAUAUACAAACAUUUUAUCAGUGAUUUUGAAAGCAAGAUAAAUCCACUUGCGCUGAUGGAAAUGUUAUGUCCGUUUGUAAUUCGCCAAUUCUCAGACUCUGCAGAGGCAUUGGCAUUUUUGGAGAAAAUAAAAGAAAAAAGCAAAGCUAACCUGGAAGCAAAACUUCUGUGUCUAACUGCUAUUGGAAACAUUCAUUUGCUUGGAAACAACUUUGAGGCCACUAAGAAAGUUAUGGAAGAAUGUGAAGCAAUAUUGGGUGAUCUGACUGGUAUUUCAUCAGUCCAUGGAAGAUAUUACGAACUGUGUAGUAAUUAUCAUCAAAUACUAAGCCACCACAAUGAGUAUUACAAAGAUGCUUUAAGAUAUCUAGGAUGUACUGACCUGGAUACGAUAUCAGUACCUGAACAACAAGAGAGAGCCUUUAACCUCGGUUUAGCUGGAAUAUUAGGUGAUAAAGUGUUCAACUUUGGAGAAUUGUUGCAACACCCAGUGUUAGACUCCCUGAAAGACACGCCACGUCAGUGGUUGAUUGAUUUACUUCUUACUUUCAACUCUGGUGACAUUGAACAACUUAAUCAACUUCGUCCAUACUGGAGUGCACAGCCGGAUUUGAUCGCAAAUGAGUUAAAAUUGAAACAGAAGAUAAUGUUGCUUUGUUUAAUGGAGAUGACAUUUGCACGACCAUCAAACAACCGGCAUUUAAAGUUUACAGAAAUAGCUACAAACACUGGAAUCCCAGUAGAGGAAGUUGAAAUAUUAGCGAUGAAAGCGAUGUCAUUGGGUUUAGUGCAAGGUACCAUUGAUCAGGUUGAGGAGGAAAUCCAUAUGCAGUGGGUACAACCGAGGGUACUGGACAAACAACAGGUUGGUAAAAUGAAAGGCAAGUUAUCAACAUGGUGUAAUGAUGUCUUAUCCAUGGAAUCUCUCGUUUCAUCAAACGCUCAAGAAAUUCUCACUUAAUUGUUGAUCAUACAAUGUUGGGAACUGGAUAUUACGUGAAGUUGGACGAUAUAUUAUGCUGCAUUGUAAAGUUCCAGCAGAAGAAUUUUCGAAAACUAUUUGCUGAACCUGCAUUUAUGUAUGUUGUGAGAAAUAAACAAAACCUUUUGUUGUUGAUUCCUUAGAAACCAGCACCUUCUUCUGAAUAAAAACCCUAUCUUGGAGUAAA
This is a messenger RNA of Ciona intestinalis (vase tunicate), 1396 nucleotides long. The record is from RefSeq and is a predicted model, not a curated record. Lineage: Eukaryota; Metazoa; Chordata; Ascidiacea; Phlebobranchia; Cionidae.